AUGGCUGUGCACAUAAAAAUGUCUCUGGACUACGGCAAAAGCUCCCUUGGUGGCAAACUCAUCCCCCAGCUCCAGACUGGGAUGCGAGGUGCUAUUGGGAAGCCCCAGGGCACCAUGGCCAGAGUCCACAUUGGCCAGGUCUUCAUGUCCAUCCAGCACCAAGCUGCAGAACAAGAGCAUGUGAUCAAGGCCCUGCGCAGGGCCAAGUUCAAGGUCCCUGGACGCCAGAAGAUCCACAUCUCCAAGAAGUGGGGCUUCACCAAGUUUAAUGCAGAUGAAUUUGAAGACAUGGUAGCUGAAAAGCACCUCAUUUCACAUGGCUGUGGAGCCAGAUACAUCCCCAGCCGUGGUCCCCUGGACAAGUGGCAGGCCUUGCACUCCUGAGAGCCUCAGAGGUGUCCCUUAAUCAAUGACAAUAAAUAAAGAUACUGAUUAUUUAAAAAAAAAAAAAAGAGCUGAGCCCAUAGGAAAGGAAGCCUGGGAGAGGGCAGCCACUCAGGGAGCAGGAAGGGUUGAGCACUGAAGGCUCUGGAGUGAGGGCAUCACAUCUAACCAGGAAAUCGGCAUCAUUGUGGGAAAGCUUUGCCAUCUUCCAUAAUGUUUAGAAAUGCAGUUGUUUUGGUAGCCUAUGAGAUGACACACUGUACCAUGAAAUGUUGAACUCUCAGGCAUGAGGUCCUGAGUUUGAUUUUAGCAUAGCACGUGCCAGAGUGCU
This is a messenger RNA of Erinaceus europaeus (western European hedgehog), 715 nucleotides long. RefSeq names its product large ribosomal subunit protein uL16-like. Gene Ontology annotation, cellular component: cytosolic large ribosomal subunit; ribosome. The transcript is spliced from 3 exons. Bases 1 to 384 code for a protein of 127 amino acids. Gene Ontology annotation, molecular function: structural constituent of ribosome. Gene Ontology annotation, biological process: ribosomal large subunit assembly; translation. The record is from RefSeq and is a predicted model, not a curated record. NCBI's taxonomy places the organism in Eukaryota, Metazoa, Chordata, Mammalia, Eulipotyphla, Erinaceidae.